AUGGCACCUUCACGGUCCCGCGCCUCACUACUCUCUCUCCUCGCUGCUACAUCGCUCCUCCCCCAGACGGCAUGGGCCUUCGAGUGCGAUAACAUCGUCGCUGAUGGCGCACACUUCAACUUCAAAGAGCUAGGUGGGCCCCAUACGGUACAUUGGGAAGAAUCGGACCUGGAAAAGGAGCUUAAGUUCAAGUACAACUUCACCCUUGAUGUCUGCAAUGCCCUCAAAUGGCACAAGGGUGGCUCACUCGAUACCGAGUGCCACCACGGCGCAAGGGUAUGCGCCAUUAGGGAAAUGGUUGAUCUCAGCAAGGAGAACAGUACAAGCAUCACGCCCAUCGAUAUCGCAGGUUCCUACCCAAUGCAGAAUGGCCGAACAAUCGACGCCAAGUUUGAGAAUCUAGGUCAUUCAAAGAGUAACUCUGAUGCGCGCGAGGGUGUCCGAGCGACUCUGAACGGCGGCCGAUUUCCAUUUGAUGACAAGAAGGAAGGCAUGAAUCAGCGCGCCAUUAUUGAGUUUGUGUGUGAUAAGGAGAGGUCCGGAUCCGAGGGCAACGAGGUGGACAACAGCCCGCAUGAGGAUGGCGACAAGGAUGACAAGGACGGCGAUAAGAAGGAUGAUAAGAAGGACGACGACAAAAAGGAUGAUAAGAAGGAUGACAAGAAAGAAGGCAAACUCAAGGCAAGAGAGGAAAAUAGCAAGGGCAAAUGCGAAGAUAGUGACGCCAGUCUUCGCUUUUGUGGGUAUGAGGUGGAGCCUGACACCAAGGACAAGAAGGUCCGCACACUGCGCUUGGAGUGGCGGACCAAAUACGCCUGCGCAGAUGCGCCUGAGCCCGACAACGGUUCCCACUGGGGCUUCUUUGGCUGGUUCUUCAUCAUGUAUGUGCACCCUUCACCCUUCUCUCCUCUUCUACACCCAUCUCAAAUUCAAGAAACUAAUCACAUAUCGAAAAAUAGCCUCUUCCUCGCAAUCGCCGCAUACCUCAUCUUCGGCUCCUGGCUGAACUACAACCGCUACGGUGCUCGUGGCUGGGACGCGCUACCCCAUGGUGAUGCGAUCCGCGACAUCCCUUACGUUGCAAAAGAUUUCGCGAGAAAGGUGAUGGAUACGGUACAGGGCAGUGGCAGUAGAGGUGGUUACGCUGCUGUGUAA
Molecule: messenger RNA, 1155 nt
Organism: Bipolaris victoriae FI3
Lineage: Eukaryota; Fungi; Ascomycota; Dothideomycetes; Pleosporales; Pleosporaceae
Exons: 1
Coding region: 1-1155 (384 amino acids)
Source: RefSeq, a predicted model, not a curated record